Messenger RNA from Acomys russatus (golden spiny mouse), 2962 nucleotides. RefSeq names its product eukaryotic translation elongation factor 2 (gene Eef2). The coding region runs from base 131 to 2707 and encodes 858 amino acids. NCBI's taxonomy places the organism in Eukaryota, Metazoa, Chordata, Mammalia, Rodentia, Muridae. Gene Ontology annotation, molecular function: GTPase activity; translation elongation factor activity; GTP binding. The transcript is spliced from 14 exons. Gene Ontology annotation, biological process: translational elongation. The record is from RefSeq and is a predicted model, not a curated record. Gene Ontology annotation, cellular component: cytosol; ribonucleoprotein complex.
CGUCCAACCGGCGUCGACCUAUAAAAGCCGGGGCGUUGACGUCAGCGGUCUCUUCCGCCGCAGCCGCCGCCAUCGUCGGCGAGCCUCCCUCUUCGCCUCUGCCUGUGAGAAUCCGUCGCCAUCUGCCACCAUGGUGAACUUCACGGUAGACCAGAUCCGUGCCAUCAUGGACAAGAAAGCCAACAUCCGGAACAUGUCUGUCAUCGCUCACGUGGACCAUGGCAAGUCCACGCUGACCGACUCCCUGGUGUGCAAGGCCGGCAUCAUUGCCUCUGCUCGAGCCGGGGAGACACGCUUCACUGACACACGCAAGGACGAGCAGGAGCGCUGCAUCACCAUCAAGUCCACGGCCAUCUCCCUCUUCUAUGAGCUCUCCGAGAACGACCUCAACUUCAUUAAGCAGAGCAAGGAUGGCUCGGGCUUCCUCAUCAACCUCAUCGACUCCCCUGGCCACGUGGAUUUCUCCUCUGAGGUGACAGCUGCUCUGCGUGUCACUGAUGGCGCUCUGGUGGUGGUGGACUGUGUUUCCGGUGUGUGCGUGCAGACAGAGACCGUGCUGCGGCAGGCCAUAGCUGAGCGCAUCAAGCCUGUGCUGAUGAUGAACAAGAUGGACCGCGCCCUGCUGGAGCUGCAGUUGGAACCGGAGGAGCUCUACCAGACCUUCCAGCGCAUCGUCGAGAACGUCAACGUCAUCAUCUCCACCUACGGCGAGGGCGAGAGUGGGCCAAUGGGCAACAUCAUGAUUGACCCCGUCCUGGGCACCGUCGGCUUCGGCUCUGGCCUGCACGGCUGGGCAUUCACUCUGAAGCAGUUUGCCGAGAUGUAUGUGGCCAAGUUCGCAGCCAAGGGUGAGGGCCAGCUGGGGCCAGCCGAGCGGGCCAAGAAAGUGGAGGACAUGAUGAAGAAGCUGUGGGGAGACAGGUACUUUGACCCAGCCAACGGCAAGUUCAGCAAAUCAGCCAACAGCCCUGACGGGAAGAAACUGCCCCGCACCUUCUGCCAGCUCAUCCUGGACCCCAUCUUCAAGGUGUUCGACGCCAUCAUGAACUUCAGGAAGGAGGAGACGGCCAAACUUAUUGAAAAGCUGGACAUCAAGCUGGACAGCGAGGACAAGGACAAGGAGGGCAAGCCGCUGCUCAAGGCCGUGAUGCGCCGCUGGCUGCCUGCCGGGGACGCCCUGCUGCAGAUGAUCACCAUCCAUCUGCCGUCCCCCGUCACUGCGCAGAAGUACCGCUGCGAGCUGCUCUACGAGGGGCCACCUGACGACGAGGCUGCCAUGGGCAUCAAGAGCUGUGACCCCAAAGGCCCUCUCAUGAUGUACAUUUCCAAGAUGGUGCCCACCUCAGACAAAGGCCGCUUCUAUGCCUUUGGUAGAGUGUUCUCUGGGGUGGUGUCCACGGGCCUGAAGGUCCGCAUCAUGGGCCCCAACUAUACGCCUGGGAAGAAGGAGGACCUGUACCUGAAGCCCAUCCAGAGAACCAUCCUGAUGAUGGGCCGCUAUGUGGAGCCAAUCGAGGACGUGCCCUGCGGGAACAUUGUGGGGCUGGUCGGGGUAGACCAGUUCCUGGUGAAGACUGGGACCAUUACUACCUUUGAGCAUGCUCACAAUAUGCGAGUGAUGAAGUUCAGUGUCAGCCCUGUCGUCAGAGUGGCGGUGGAGGCCAAGAACCCAGCUGACCUGCCCAAGCUGGUGGAGGGGCUGAAGCGGCUGGCUAAGUCCGACCCCAUGGUGCAGUGCAUCAUUGAGGAGUCCGGGGAGCACAUCAUAGCUGGCGCGGGCGAGCUGCACCUGGAGAUCUGCCUCAAGGACCUGGAGGAAGACCAUGCUUGCAUCCCUAUCAAGAAAUCUGACCCUGUCGUCUCAUACCGUGAGACAGUAAGUGAGGAGUCAAACGUGCUGUGUCUGUCCAAGUCCCCUAACAAGCACAACCGGCUGUACAUGAAGGCCAGGCCCUUCCCUGAUGGCCUGGCUGAGGACAUCGACAAGGGCGAAGUGUCUGCCCGCCAGGAGCUCAAGGCUCGGGCUCGCUACCUGGCUGAAAAGUAUGAGUGGGAUGUGGCCGAGGCUCGCAAGAUCUGGUGCUUUGGGCCUGAUGGUACCGGGCCCAACAUUCUCACUGACAUCACCAAGGGCGUGCAGUACCUGAAUGAGAUCAAGGACAGCGUCGUGGCCGGCUUCCAGUGGGCCACGAAGGAGGGUGCUCUUUGUGAGGAGAACAUGCGUGGCGUGCGCUUCGAUGUUCAUGAUGUGACGCUGCAUGCGGAUGCCAUCCACCGAGGCGGUGGGCAGAUCAUCCCCACGGCGCGCCGCUGCCUCUAUGCCAGCGUGUUGACUGCACAGCCCCGCCUUAUGGAGCCUAUCUACCUGGUGGAGAUCCAGUGUCCUGAGCAAGUUGUGGGUGGCAUCUACGGGGUCCUGAACAGGAAGAGGGGCCAUGUGUUCGAGGAGUCCCAGGUGGCUGGUACCCCCAUGUUUGUGGUCAAGGCGUACCUGCCUGUCAACGAGUCCUUUGGUUUCACAGCCGAUCUCCGCUCCAACACUGGUGGCCAGGCAUUCCCCCAGUGUGUGUUUGACCACUGGCAGAUCCUGCCUGGGGACCCAUUUGACAACAGCAGCCGCCCCAGUCAAGUCGUGGCUGAGACCCGCAAGCGUAAAGGCCUGAAGGAGGGCAUCCCUGCGCUGGACAACUUCCUGGACAAGCUGUAGACAGCCUGCCCAUCAGAAAACACCUUGAGACUGUCCCCACAGUGCCACUCUGGAGGCUGCUGGGGCCAUCCUGCCAUCGCUCAGCACUAACACUUGAUGCCAAUUCUAUUUAUUUCGGAAUUACAAGGCAACAGGCGAUUCCCUCCCACGGGCUGGACUGGCGGGCCGUGGGGUGGAUGGGAAACGGCUCUUUAUCAUUUUCAGAGGGAAAUGCACAGAUGUCCAAAAAUCUAAAUAAAUGCAUUCAGAGGUUUA